AUGGCAUCGACACUCCAACCGACCGUCCUUGUCACAUCGAUAUCAACGACCAUACCUUUGACCACGUCUUUGCCACCAUUUGCAAGCACUUCUCAGACUGUCUAUGUCGAAUGCUUUUCAUCUGCUAGCGGAACGUGUGCAUCAUCCAGCACCCUGACAGCCGUCGCCAUCUUCGACUACUUUUUCGGGCUCAAUCUGACGACGACUGUGACCACUGUAAUCCCGGUCACGAUCACGACAGAGUAUGCUGCACCCACAGCCACGACGCCGUGCUCUAAACAGCAGUUUGAAAGGUGCAACAAAGCUGGACGUACCUUAAAGUUGUCAAACCCUUCGAGCAUUCUUGUCGUUCUCCUACUUGCUGUAUUCGUGCUCAUGUAG
Molecule: messenger RNA, 381 nt
Organism: Serendipita indica DSM 11827
Lineage: Eukaryota; Fungi; Basidiomycota; Agaricomycetes; Sebacinales; Serendipitaceae
Source: the annotation of a GenBank genome assembly